This is a messenger RNA of Myiozetetes cayanensis, 2164 nucleotides long. RefSeq names its product oleoyl-ACP hydrolase (gene OLAH). Gene Ontology annotation, biological process: lipid biosynthetic process. The record is from RefSeq and is a predicted model, not a curated record. Lineage: Eukaryota; Metazoa; Chordata; Aves; Passeriformes; Tyrannidae.
AUGUCGAUAUUAACAAGCUCGAGGACUGUCGCUUUCUUUCCCGAGGAGAAGCCAGUCGGCCCUGGGACACCCGCCCGAGACCAGAGGAUAACUGGGGAAGGUGGAACACUCUCCCGGCCCGGCUGGCGGCCCCGGCUCACCGCCCCCGCAGACCCUCCCCGACGGCCCCGGCCGCGCCCCCCGACCCCGCGCUCCCCGGGCCGGGCCGAGCAGGGCGGGGGGCCCGCGGCACCACUGCCUGUGUACAGCAGCUCGGGUCCCGCGGCACCACUGCCUGUGUACAGCAGCUCGGGGCCCGCGGCACCACUGCCUGUGUACAGCAGCUCGGGGCCCGCGGCACCCCUGCCUGUGUACAGCAGCUCGGGGCCCGCGGCACCACUGCCUGUGUACAGCAGCUCGGGGCCCGCGGCACCACUGCCUGUGUACAGCAGCUCGGGGCCCGCGGCACCACUGCCUGUGUACAGCAGCUCGGGGCCCGCCGCACCCCUGCCUGUGUACAGCAGCUCGGGGCCCGCCGCACCACUGCCUGUGUACAGCAGCGCAGGGCCCGCACCCGGGAGCUGCCCCGGAGAGCCCCGGACGGACGGGGCCGGGGAUAAGGAGAGAUCCGAGCCGAGCCCACCCCUCUGCCCCGCCGCCGCGCACCCCCGAGAAAAGAGGUCGGCGGAGGCCACCACUCACCCCGGCCUGCACACGCCCGGCUCGCUGCCAGCCCUGCCUGCCCUGCCCGCCGCUCCCGCCGCCGCCGUCGCCUCUGCCCCAGUUCCCAGCGCGUCCGGAAGCCGCGCGGGGCGGGGCGAGGCGGGGGUGGGAGCAGAGAGCGGCCUGACCGCCCCCUGCGCGCCGGGGGCCCUGGGGAGGGGGCGAAGUUUGCUGCAAGGAGAAAGACUAGGCAGUUCUCCUCUGGAAGAGGAUCCCAGGAAGCUGGGAUCUUGCCAUUGUACAUUUCUGCAUCUCCAGCCGACCACAGGGCAGGAACAGGGGGAUCUAUAUGUGCUCAAAAUGAGUCAUAUUAAAUGACUAUUGGUGAAUUGCAACUAACCAAGCAACGUUUCUGUCCUUAAACAAGAAUUACAUUGUCCAAAAGAGACUGAAAAUUGCCAUAAAACAGCAACUAAGAAAGCUUUAGAUGAGAAACUUCUGAGGAGCAUUCAGUAGUUUGAGAGGGAGAUUAAUCAGUGGAACCAUAGUCUGCCAUCUGUGACAUGUGGAAAGCAGCUCAGCAUGGCCACUAGGGAGUUUUUAGGAAUGGAGAAGCUGAUUGUUUGUGUGCACAAAAGGCCAAAUGCUCUCUGUAGACUGAUUUGUUUUCCAUGGGCUGGAGGUGGUACUUCUCCACUUGCUCAGUGGGGCAAACUAUUAAGCAACUCAAUUGAAGUGUUCUGCGUAAGGUAUCCUGGAAGAGAAACUCGCCUUAAUGAGCCUUUUGCUAAAGACAUGACAAGCAUGGUUAACGAGGUUACAAGUGUUUUGGUAAAAGAAUUGCAAGAGAAACCAUUUGCAUUCUUUGGUCACAGUUUUGGAUCUUACCUGAGUUUUGCAGUUGCACUACAUUUGAAAGAAAAGUAUGGACUAGAGCCAGUCCAUCUUUUUGUAUCAGGGGCACAUGCCCCAAAUUCUGAAGCAAUUCUUCCAAUCAAAACCAUUUCUGUAUCUGAUGCCAAAGAUGAAGAAGUUAUUGAGUAUCUACAAACGGUAGGAGGAACUCCUUCUGAGCUUCUGCAUAAUGAGGACAUUAGGAAACAUCUGCUGCUUACUUUUAAAGGAGACUUUAAAGUGCUUCAGACAUUUUCUUUUGAGAAGCCAGAAAUGGAUAUCCCCUUCUCUUGUGAUAUUACCUGCUUUAAUGGGGGUGAUGAUAAACCAUAUGAUUUACAAGGUUGGCAAGAAUUAACAAGUGGAGAUACAUCCUUUUAUGAGCUUCCUGGAGGUCACUUUUAUCUGCUGGAACCCUCUAAUGAAAUUUUCUUGACAAAACACAUAACAAGAUGCAUAGAAAAUGCUGGUCUAUGAGUAUUUCCCUCAAUUUUAAUAGCACAAGGUGUAAUAUUAGUCCACAGCACUUCAUAAUAAGUCAUUAUUUCUGUACAUUGCAUGCAGUUAUGCCUAAGGGUUGUUCUAUUUGUCCUUUGUAAUUCUUUAAAAGGGGUUUUUCUGAAAAUAU